Funneliformis mosseae is the source of this 723-nucleotide messenger RNA. The record is from the annotation of a GenBank genome assembly. NCBI's taxonomy places the organism in Eukaryota, Fungi, Glomeromycota, Glomeromycetes, Glomerales, Glomeraceae.
AUGAACAGAAAAAUUGGUGAGCGUAAGCACAUAGUGUAUCAGGUUUCUUCGUUAUUUAAAUUCUAUGAGAGAACGUUUUCCUCAAUUGAAUUCGAUUGGAUCGAAUCGCACGCUCGCACCGCAAAGAUUAUGAAGUCUUCUAUAAACUCCGGAAUUGUUCGAGUAGACGUUAAGGGAACAAGAAUUUCCGAUGGCUUUGACGUAUUUCACAUGGAGGUCGUGGGUCCUCCAUGUAAUGCAACUGAGAAACAUACUAUGGGUGACGCGAAGGAAACCAUGCGAACGGAUAUUCUAAAUUUGAUCACGGUACUACGAAAUCACCUUGAUUGUAGCAUAAGUCUUGCAACAAAAAUUAGGGUGUAUAGUAUCCAAUCUAUCAAUGCUCGAUUAACUCUAUAUGCAUUAAGUAUGCUUUCCGAUGGCCGUUUCCUCGUAACUGAACUUGCCUCUGCCGUUAUGCCUUUCAGCUUUAAUGGCCGAGAUCAAUACAAACUCAUCCUUAGAAUGAUGGCUAUCUUUCACGAUGAAAUCACAAAACAGGAGAAAUUAAUGAAAAAUAUUAAUCGGUCUGUACUUCAGCCAAAGGAAACGACGGGUGAUCGGUCAGCAGAGGUGCGACUAGAAAGGCCUCACUUACCCUCAGGUGGUGAACUUUCUACUCGUAAAGGUAGGCCACCAAGCUUCGUGUCGGUCAUCAGACGGCGAACUGCUGGAAACUGGUGA